CAUCGCCUCCGACGCAGCUUGUUUUGGAGGAAGUGUUAGCGAGCGAGGCUAGCGCGUUAGCAUGUUAGCUUGACGGGGGGGAGAGAAAAGCCAACGUCAACGACAACAAGACACGGUUGCAUCACGCCGCGCCGGCACACCGAGCGAUAAAUAGACAUUGGCAUUGACGGCGGUGUGUUUUGACGAGGAAAGUCGCUCCUGUGGUCGUGUAUUUCGGACGACGUCGAGGCUCCAAACCGCUAGUUUCGCGACGAAAGACAUUUAAAGGAACUGCUAGCUCUUUUAGCUGAACCUAGCUAGCUAGCCCUCGAAGAAAAUUCACUUUCCAUUUUUUUUUUUUUUUUUUUUUUUUUUUUUAACAAAGGUAUCGUCUCACAGCAGAGACACGAUGACAUCAAGGAAGAAAGUACUCCUCAAAGUAAUCAUCCUUGGAGACUCUGGCGUGGGGAAGACCUCGUUGAUGAACCAGUAUGUGAAUAAGAAGUUUAGUAACCAGUACAAAGCCACGAUAGGUGCGGAUUUUUUGACGAAAGAAGUCAUGGUGGACGACAGACUGGUCACAAUGCAGAUUUGGGACACAGCAGGUCAGGAAAGGUUCCAGUCUUUAGGUGUGGCGUUCUACCGUGGCGCUGACUGUUGCGUUCUGGUCUUUGACGUGACCGCCCCCAACACCUUUAAGACUCUCGACAGCUGGAGGGACGAGUUCUUGAUCCAGGCCAGCCCUCGAGAUCCAGAGAACUUCCCCUUUGUGGUGCUGGGCAACAAGAUCGACUUGGAGAACAGACAGGUUACAACCAAGAGGGCACAGGCGUGGUGUCAGAGCAAGAACAACAUCCCCUAUUUUGAAACCAGCGCCAAGGAGGCCAUCAAUGUGGAGCAGGCCUUCCAGACCAUUGCACGCAAUGCCCUCAAACAGGAGACCGAAGUGGAAAUGUACGAGUUCCCAGAGCCGAUCAAGCUGGACAGGAACGAGCGAGCCAAGCCUUCAGCAGAGCCCUGCAGCUGCUGAAGAUCUCCAGAGAGGGUCGUCAUGCCUUGUCUAGAUACCCCCACUGUGUUGACCCCUAAAGCCCAACAUACAAGCAGCAUCCCACUCAUAAAGUACAACACAACCAACAUGCUGCACCCUCCUCCCGUCGAGGAAACACAUUUUCUAUCAAGUAUGAGCUUCUUAGCCCAAAGAACACCUUCGACAAACAUUUGUACGUUUCUUCCUUUCCAGUCUUUUCCUCGUUAUGUUUCAGUGACAAUGGUGGGUUUUCAGUUCCAUGAAUAUUGCUGCUUUCACAAUCAGUUCUUUUACUCUGAUAUCAAUCAACAAAACUAUGUCCUCACACAUACUUAUUUAAAUUAGUUCCUUUUUUGUUGUUGUUCUGUGGUGGUAAUAUUUACUUUCACAUGCCGACUACCGCUUGAAUAGAGGAAACACCGCUCAGACAUCUGUGUUGUGGCUUUGUUUCACUCUCCGCCUGGUGCAGACCUUGAUAAAGUAAAUACUUGUUCAAGUUUGGUGGACUGGAUUGUGUGAAAUCCAGUGAAUAUGCUGCCUAUUGAUUUGUUGCUUAUUGGUACACCAUGAUGACAAUGAAGACAAGUACAAUUCUUCAAGUGUGUAGGUUUAAAAAUAACCCGGGAAAACCCAUUGAGGCUCAGGUUAGUGCAAGGUCAAACUCAAGCUGUUUUUGUGUUCCUCUUGUAAUCAACAUUGGGGACUGAACUAAAUUCAAACAAGCUUGUCUCUUUUACCUGCUGAAAAGAAAAGUACAAAUAUUCAUAAGCAUAUUAUUAGCAAAGCGUUUUUUUUUAUUGACUGUACAAUUGCAAUCAUGUGUUGGGGGAAGACAAAUAUGAUGUAAAUCUCCACGUCUUACUGCCAGUUGCUUGUGAUUGGCCGACUAUAAGUGCUUGUCAUUUCUUUUAACCAAUCAGGUGUUUGUCUGCUAGAAUUCUGUUCAAACUGAAAUGCAUUGUAGAUUAGAAACAUUCACUAACAGACUGCAACUUUGAAUGAGGUGGUGGAAGUAGAGGCGUCCAUCAUGGUAUAAUGAUAAAUGCAUAGCAGCAAUGUUUCAAAAAAUGUCUUUGCCUUUCAAGUAAUAGGGUAAUAAAUCCUCAAAAUCCAACAA
Nerophis lumbriciformis (worm pipefish) is the source of this 2126-nucleotide messenger RNA. RefSeq names its product ras-related protein rab7-like. Gene Ontology annotation, molecular function: GTPase activity; GTP binding. NCBI's taxonomy places the organism in Eukaryota, Metazoa, Chordata, Actinopteri, Syngnathiformes, Syngnathidae. Gene Ontology annotation, biological process: phagosome-lysosome fusion; endosome to lysosome transport. The record is from RefSeq and is a predicted model, not a curated record. Gene Ontology annotation, cellular component: lysosome; phagocytic vesicle; late endosome.